AUGUUUUGGGCCCGGCGCAACCUAGCCCAGCCCACGUCCGUUCCUCGUCUCCUUCCUUCGUGGAUGACACAGAUAGCAGCUGCAGGUUCUAUCGUAAUAACAAAGAUGGAUCCAAACGCGGUUAAGUCCACUCUGUCCAAUCUGGCGUUUGGAAACGUAAUGGCUGCAGCUGCCCGCGAUUAUCAGAAGGAAUUGCUUGCUCAUGAGAAGGCACAGACAUCAAGUUCAGUAAAUGAGGAGGUUGACCUUGAUGAGUUAAUGGAUGAUCCUGAGUUGGAAAAAUUGCAUGCAGAUAGGAUUGCAGCUCUUAAGAAAGAAGCAGAGAAGCGAGAAGAAUGGAAGAAGAAAGGUCAUGGAGAAUACCGUGAAAUAACCGAAGGUGAUUUCUUAGGCGAAGUCACUGGAAGUGAAAAGGUGAUUUGUCACUUCUACCAUAAGGAGUUCUAUAGAUGCAAGAUAAUUGAUAAGCAUUUAAAGUCCCUUGCACCAAAGCAUAUUGAUACGAAGUUCAUCAAGCUUGACGCAGAGAAUGCACCUUUCUUUGUUACAAAACUGGCUGUCAAGACUUUGCCUUGUGUCAUACUGUUCAGGCAAGGAGUUGCAAUAGAUAGAUUGGUCGGAUUUCAAGAUCUGGGAGGGAAAGAUGAUUUUACUACAAGAACACUUGAGGUUCUGCUUAUAAAGAAAGGUAUAAUUGCGGAGAAGAAAGAUGAGGAUGAUGAAGAUGAUGAAUAUCUUGACAGUACACGUAGAGUAGUCAGAUCCUCCACAAUUGCUGGUUCUGAUUCUGAUUCUGAAUAA
This is a messenger RNA of Sphenostylis stenocarpa, 801 nucleotides long. The record is from the annotation of a GenBank genome assembly. Lineage: Eukaryota; Viridiplantae; Streptophyta; Magnoliopsida; Fabales; Fabaceae.